This is a messenger RNA of Exserohilum turcica Et28A, 1598 nucleotides long. RefSeq lists its product as uncharacterized. The record is from RefSeq and is a predicted model, not a curated record. The transcript has a single exon. The coding region runs from base 30 to 1370 and encodes 446 amino acids. NCBI's taxonomy places the organism in Eukaryota, Fungi, Ascomycota, Dothideomycetes, Pleosporales, Pleosporaceae. Gene Ontology annotation, molecular function: hydrolase activity.
UCCUCUCCGCAAAACAUCCACCACCCAAUAUGGCCGUGUCGACUGACGCUGCACCCCAGCCCAAGGCGCCCCGCCCGCGCUGGGUCCUGCACAUCCAGGCCCAGUUUUGGCGCGUCCUAAUGGCCAUCGGCAUGGUGCUGCAUCGCCUGGCCCGCCCGCUGCCCCCACGACCCGCCUUCCAUAGAGAUAUCGAGGCCACCGUGUCGCCCAUCAAGGGCAAGUUCCGCCUCCACUUCUACGUGCCCAAAGACUACAAGCGCUACAAGAAGCUCAAGGGCACCAAGCGCUACCCCGUCGUCGUCAACUUCCACGGCGGAGGCUUCGUCCUCGGAACCGCCCACGACGAUGCUCGCUGGUGUGGCGUCGUGGUAGACCAGGUCGGCGCCGUGGUCGUAAGCGUCGACUAUCGUCUUGCACCCGAGUACCCCUUCCCCACCGCUGUAGAAGACGGUGCCGAUGCGUUGCUGUGGCUGGCCCAACACGCUGAUGAAUUGAUGCUCGACGCCGAUCGCUUCGCCAUCUCAGGCUUCUCGUCGGGCGCCAACAUGAGCUUUACCGUCCCACUGUGUCUGCAGGGCGAGCUGUUUGAUCGCACUCCCUCCGGCACCAGGAUUGUGGAUGAACGCGCAGGCAGCCUGCCACCCUACGCUUAUAGCCACACGCUCACCCCAGCCGGCUCCCGUGUCCCGCUCGUGCGCCAACAGUCGCGCCUCGACAGAAUCGCCAUUCUCCGCAAGACUGGCUCGUCCUCGCUGUCUCUCAUCACCUCGUACAAGGACUCUUCGGGCGUCUCCGUCAUGUCGGAAGGAUCCAACGCUGUCCUCAAAAUCAGAGGCGUAGUAUCCUUCUACCCUCCCACCGACUACACACAAACGCGCGCACAGCGUCGAGCAACUUGUGUCAGGGUCGACCAGAAUCUCCCUGCCGUCUUUACAGAUCUCUUCGACGACUCGUACCUGCAACCGCCCUCGCUUGACCUCUCCCACCCGUGGCUGAGUCCGGGUGUAGCCCCAAAUCACAUGCUUCACGCUCUGCCCGACGACAUUGUCCUCUUCUGCUGCGAAUGGGACAUGCUCCUUGCCGAAGGGGAGCGCUUUCGCGACCGCCUUCAAAAAGACCUUGGAAAGCGUGUCCAUUACCACUGUGUUCCAGGUGUCCCGCAUGCCUGGGACAAGGCCCCGAAUCCUUUAAGAGAGAGCCCUGGUGCAAGACAGCAGUACAUGGUUGCCUGUAAAGAAUUGAAACGCAUGUUCGACAUUGAAGAGGAAGAGGAUGAUGCCCAGUCACAGCAUCAAGACAUGCCAUGCAGGCAGUAUCACCGGAGUAUGGACGCCAGCAAUCUGCAUUUGACUGCAUAUCAGCAGGUCUAACCUAGUCUUUUUUUUCGCUUUCCAUGGCUCUGUGAGUCUUCUGAAAGCUGUGUUUGAAGGCGUUGUAACCCAAAAUUUCUGUUGUUAUGAAUCUGAUGAUUGUAUUCUUGGCAGCUUUAUUCUACAAUGACAUGUAUUUUAUGUUUUUUUUUUCUCCACCAAGAUUCGCCAAGGGCUGCGCAAUGCUUGAUUCCUUACCGCAGUCUACUGUAUGCUAGAUCAAAAUAU